Trichoderma atroviride IMI 206040 is the source of this 564-nucleotide messenger RNA. Lineage: Eukaryota; Fungi; Ascomycota; Sordariomycetes; Hypocreales; Hypocreaceae. The record is from RefSeq and is a predicted model, not a curated record.
AACACGACCAUCAAGGCUAGGGGCAAUUCGUGCACCGAGUGUCGCCGUCGCAAGCAAAAGUGCGACCAAGGCAGACCGUGUAGCAACUGUACCCGUCGAUUCCCGCAGCCGACGUGCGAGUACAACACCAAACGAAACGUCAAGAGGUUAGUUGUCAAAAGAAACAGCCGCCCUCCACUUGCUGCACAUCCCUCCCACCUCUCUUCCACUCACGGUCAACCGUUGUCCUUGGGGGCCGACAGGGACUUCGGAGCACCUGUGGGGAAUCAACAGACUACACUUCAGCUCCCCCACAAGGCCGAAGCUUCAACCCACUUCCCUUCUGGCUCGCUACUGGAGUGCCGUUUUAUGCCAUGCCGGCAGAUUCCACGUCCCCCAAUCGGAUGGCCAAGCGGUCGGACGAGAAAGGCGUGGAAGAAUAGGAAAAGCGAGAGAAGAGAAAAAGGAAACGGCUGUGCUUUAUAGUGCCGCUGCUAAACCCCCCCGUGCAAACCCCUAUAUCGUUGUGGCGCAAACUCAAUGCGCGCCUGUCGACGCUGCCUCUCGCUAAUAGCACCUGUCUGC